Molecule: messenger RNA, 1035 nt
Organism: Gavia stellata (red-throated loon)
Lineage: Eukaryota; Metazoa; Chordata; Aves; Gaviiformes; Gaviidae
Gene: CCDC68
Product: coiled-coil domain containing 68
Exons: 11
Coding region: 1-1035 (344 amino acids)
Biological process (GO): intracellular signal transduction
Cellular component (GO): intracellular anatomical structure
Source: RefSeq, a predicted model, not a curated record
AUGACAUUUGGAAUUGUAUUAGACAACGAGCUAGUUAAGAAAUGUGCUAGGCUGAGCGAUCGUCCCGGUAAACAGAGAAACGCACGUAUAGUGAUGACUACCCUGCUACUCACUGAGCAAAUAACACGAGAAGACCACGGCUCGGAGGGAAACUACGUCCUGUAUGGAUCCUCUUGUGCCCAAAUCACCGAGGAAGCUGAAUAUGUGAAAAAGCUUCCUCAAGUCUCGGGCAGUAAAGCAGAGCCACAGAACAGCGGCUGUAGCUGGAGCUGCAGUCCCGUUGCAAGGACGAUGAAGGAAACAGAAGAGCAGCUGCUGCUGGUGAGCAGGGAAAACCAAGUGCUGAAGAUCAAGCUGGAAGCCAUGAGAGAAGCAGGUGUACAGGCUCUCAGAUCUGCCUCCCAGAAGCUGUAUGAGACUUACCAGACUCGGUCAGAAGAACUGAGAAAAAGCCAUGAGAAUGAGAAGCAGCAAAUACAGGCCUGCAACCUCCAACAAGAAGAGAAGCUCCAGGAAAGCGCGGAAAACACCAGCUGCCUUGCUGAAGGCAUCAGGGAAAAAUGUACCCGCAUCGCAGAGAUGGAGAAGCGCGUGCAAAGGAUGGAGGAGGAAAAGAGAACUCUGAUAGAGAAGAAAAUGUCAUUUGAAAAGAUGCUUCAACAGAUGAUGUCAGGGAACGAAGACAGCAAACGGUGCCUGGAUCUCCAGAGGCAGAUUUCUACCCUGCAGGAGCAGAUCUACCACCUGCAGCGUGUGAUCCAGGCGCAGCACCGCGGCCUGCGCGGCGUGAUACAGGAGGCAGAGGAACUGAAUAACAAACUCAGAAGCCAAGAUAAAAAAAUAGAAAACCUGACGGAGAAGCUGACUGCAUUGGAAGCACAGAAUAAAGAACUGAAAGACAGAGUGGAGUUCUGGUCUGGCCAGCCCAAGACUAAAGUUUCAAAAGCCGUCUGGACAGACACCACGCGAGAUUUUGGAGCUUUUGGAGUAUCCCCUUACCGGCUGCUCAGCAGGCUAAGGAAGCAAGAGAGCUAA